CCAGGUUUCACUUCACUCCUCUUCAGCGGCUGAAGUUCGGACUCUUCUCUCAUUCCCUCGGUCUGUCAAUCGCAUGAUUUGCAUCAAUUCUCAACUCAUAUCACCAAUAACAGAAAGCAAGAAUCGUUACCAUGGUUGAAAUCUCAGAAGUUGAUUCUGCUUCUAAUCUUCCAGUUGUACAUGGAAUGGCAUCACAAAUGGGACCUCCCCCUCCAAAUCCACCGCGUUCUGGACAAGUGCAUGGACCAUCAGUAGGGAUAGGGAGUACAGCUGGAUCAUCUACACCAUCUUCUCAACCUUCACAAACUUGUGCAGCAGAUGAAUGUGUAUCUAAUAAUCCUGAAGUUGGUGUGCAAAUAUCAUGGGUAUGGGGACACUACAAUAUUUAUCAAAAUGGUGAGAGAGCGAAGUGUAAACAUUGUGAAAUAUCUAAUUACAAGAUUGGUGAAUGCUUCAAAAAGAAAGAAAAAAGAAAAGAAAAAAGAAAAGAAAAAAAAAAGAAACUUGAAAAAGCAAUUCAGUUGUCUGAAACUGGAGCUAAUUUAUCAUCAUCAUUUGCCCCACCUGAAGAAAGUAGUCCUCCUUUGGCUGAUCAAAGUCCUGGAAGAGAUAAAGGUAUUUCCAGUUCUGGGCAAGGUAGUGGAAGAAGUGUAGAGGUGCUAGCCCCAUUACCUGUGGAAAGGGAAGAUUCAUUUGAUGAUCCCUUAUAUAGAGCCGCUGCAAUGGGACAUCCUUCCCUCGAACCUAGUUCCAUGGUCGCACUAGGUGCGACAUCAACAUCAGAUAACUCCAGAGAUGAUCUUGCUCUUUUCCAUGGUCCCCCUUUCGUCAAGAUAAAACAAGAGGCCGCAGAUCAGAACAAGUGGCUUCUAGUGAAUGUGGAGUCCAUUAAAAUGGAAUUCGGCUCAGACAUGCUGAACCGUGCCACAUGGGAUGAUAAAGUGGUUGCUCAACUAAUCCGCACUAAAUUCAUCUUUUGGCAGGUGCACGAUGACACCACUGAAGGUAGGCAAGUCUGCAACUACUACAACCUGGUUUCUGUUCCUGUAGUUCUGCUUCUGGACCCAAUAUCCGGGAAAAAAAUGCGCUUAUGGAGCGGAAUGAUUCGACCUAGGCCUUUAUUGAAGGUGCUACUUCCUUUAGUGGAUGGAGGUCCAAAAGAUAACCUGGAACAAAACAUAAUAACAAAAAUCCAUCAUAUAGAUUCCAUUCGAUUCUAAUUAAUAUACCAAGAAGUAACAGUAAUUACCAAACGAUUUCAACACCAAAUCGUUCAAAAGAAAACAAGAAAUUCAUUAGGAAAAAAAAAAACCUGACCAAAAUAUUAACAUGAAAUAGAGUUGUGUA
Papaver somniferum (opium poppy) is the source of this 1347-nucleotide messenger RNA. Its product is annotated as plant UBX domain-containing protein 7-like. NCBI's taxonomy places the organism in Eukaryota, Viridiplantae, Streptophyta, Magnoliopsida, Ranunculales, Papaveraceae. Gene Ontology annotation, biological process: proteasome-mediated ubiquitin-dependent protein catabolic process. Gene Ontology annotation, molecular function: ubiquitin binding. The record is from RefSeq and is a predicted model, not a curated record. Bases 132 to 1220 code for a protein of 362 amino acids. The transcript is spliced from 9 exons. Gene Ontology annotation, cellular component: nucleus.